AUGGGAAUAUUAAACGGAAACGACACAGCAUUAGAACAUAUUGACAAAUCUAAAUUAGCUUUUCUAGCAACAUUAUCUGAAGUUGGAAAAGGUCCAUCAACAAAUUCAAUGCCGCCAAAAGAUCAUUUUACAUUGAAAUUUGAUCGAGAUACAAUCAAAAAUUUAAAAGGACGUGUUUAUGAGAAUAUGAAACAAUAUUCAUAUGAACAAAGAGGUGAAAGUAUUCCUGUGUUUUUAGAUAAUAAAGAAGUUGAAGAUUCUCAAGGUGCACUUAUAAAUCCAAUAAAACCUACUGUACCAACAGUUGGUCAUCAAUAUGUUGCUUGUAUUUAUGAUGAUCUUAAAAUAGUUGAUUGUCUUGUAGAAAUUGAUUGGAGUGAAGUGGAUGAUUUAGUUAAAAUAGCUAAUGCAAGACGUAAAUCAAUUGUUUAA
Rotaria socialis is the source of this 432-nucleotide messenger RNA. Lineage: Eukaryota; Metazoa; Rotifera; Eurotatoria; Philodinida; Philodinidae. The record is from the annotation of a GenBank genome assembly.